Messenger RNA from Vicia faba (fava bean), 633 nucleotides. Lineage: Eukaryota; Viridiplantae; Streptophyta; Magnoliopsida; Fabales; Fabaceae. The record is from the annotation of a GenBank genome assembly.
AUGGGUUGGAACCUCUUCUUCUGGCUUGUGAUUUCUUUCCCCGCCAAUAUUGCUCUUCUCGCUUCUAAUUUCUACCAGGUUUUGAUUUUAUCUGACUUGGAAGCUGACUAUAUCAACCCGUUUGAUGCUUCAUCUCGGAUCAACUACUUCAUUCUUCCUGAGUUUAUUGGACAAGGAGUUUUAUGUGCAAUCUGUCUCUUCACUGCUCACUGGCUCAUGUUUCUGCUUAAUCUUCCUCUUACUUGUUAUCAUGCCAUGCUUCUUUGCAAUAGCAGUAAUCCCGCUAUGAAAUCUGCUAUAGCAUUUUGGGGGGUCGAUGCUAAGCAACGCUAUCCUAAGAUUAAUAAAGUUAUGAGUUUUAGAUUUAUAUUUUCAUUCUGCUUCUUCGUUUCUUCUGCCCUAUUUCUUUUGUGCCCUAUUUUUUCAAUUGCUUCUCUACUGUUCCAGCAACAUAUAGGUACAUCUUCUUCUACUUCCGUUCCACAUCUCCGCCGUUCCAGCAAGCCUUCUUCUACUUCUCCGUUCUAUUUCUCCGCUGUUCCAGCAGCAGCCAGCAAGGACUUCUCCGUUUCAUUUCUCCGUUCGACUUCUCCAUUCCACUUCUCCGUUUCACUCUCAGUCAGCCUCGGGUAA